Messenger RNA from Protopolystoma xenopodis, 594 nucleotides. The record is from the annotation of a GenBank genome assembly. NCBI's taxonomy places the organism in Eukaryota, Metazoa, Platyhelminthes, Monogenea, Polystomatidea, Polystomatidae.
AUGUGGAGAACAGCAUUUGAUCUGGAAUACAUUCAUAUAGCCUGCUUCAAGCCAACAUCGAGUCUUCUUGGCUCGUUUCAGCGGGGCCGAAGGGGACUUUCUCGUGGAUAUUGUUGGCAUGACCUUGGCAGAAAUGCCAGGCAACAGAUCGUAGGAAUCCACCAUCAUUCAUUGGAGAUUCAUUUUGAAACCAGCAACUUUUCGUUGAGUCUUCUUCGAACCUGCAAGAAUUUCGGUGAGAAUCAGCAGCAUCUGUCGACUAUUGGGUCUACCAUACAGCUGGAGACCAUUGCCUUCAGUGCGAAUUUAUUGUUGUCUGUCCAGCGCCUCAUCCAAAACGGCCAUGAAAUGCAAUACUUUCCCUCUAAUAAUCAGGGCGAGCUUUGAGACCUGGCGCGUGAUUCGAUCGAUCUGAAGUGUUUGAAAUCCACAACAGGUGAAUUGGCAAAGAUAUGGCGCUUAUUCGGUGAUGUUAACUCUUCAAAACGGGCACUUUCUGGCCCAGGCGAAGGGUGUUUAACUGAACGAUCGAUAGGCAAACGUGAUAGAGGAAAUCGGAUGGCCAAUGCCUGCAGCAUGAACUACGGUCUAUAG